Molecule: messenger RNA, 4507 nt
Organism: Hymenoscyphus albidus
Lineage: Eukaryota; Fungi; Ascomycota; Leotiomycetes; Helotiales; Helotiaceae
Source: the annotation of a GenBank genome assembly
AUUCACUGUCUACACUAGCUCUGCUCUGUAUGUUGGUACCUCACCAUCCAUACUGUUCACAAGAUCGCACCUGCGUCCGCAAAAGAAGAACCUUACUCUUACCUUGCACAGUGUCAACGUCACGUCACCAAUACUAAACUCCCUCGUACUUUCCUCAAUGGUGCUAUCGACAUCCCCAUCCAGCUGUAGCUAGAACGCGUGCUUCUCGCGUAGCGGAUGGCAGCUCUGGCCACCACCAUCAUGACUCUGGGGGAGAUCAAUGAGGGCCCAAAGAAGGUCUUCCCCCUCUUCCAGCGACCCUCAAGUAAGAUCUGGAUUGCGCUCCGAAGGAAAUGCUGUGCUAAUUGAUCCAGCAAAACCAACGGUCCCCGCCCCGAGUCAAACUGACCCGACGAUCCCCUCGAAGGUCCUGAACCCGCCAAACAAGAAUGGCAGCAAGAAGAAGGCCACCGCAGGCAGCAAAUUAAAGCAGGAGAUUAAGAAGGGGCCCCUCGACGUACUUGUGUUUGUGGAGCAGGACAAUGGGAACGGGACUGCUCGAUCAGAACUCCUAACGAUCGAUCCAAACAACGGCAGAAGGAAAAGACGGAAAACUGCCUCGCAAAGCAGCAAGAUAGAGACAGGAACCCCUCGAGACGACGAUGUGGUCGUUAUUGAAGGACCUCCGCCAAAAGCUCGCCGUGGCAGGCCGAAAAGAAGUACGAAGGAGGAAAGCUCCUCCAGACCAUUAGAAACACCAGCUGUGGAAGCAAGUUUACUGGAGGACCAUUUCAUACCAGCUUUGCCUUCGAUAACCGGGCUGGGUCGAGCAGUCACAGACAACUCCUUUGAAACACCUAUUCUCUCGAGCAAGACUGGGUUCACUGCAUCACUAAUCACGGCAAACGGUCUAGCUAACUCAAACAAUGGCAUGGAGGUUACAUUAGCUUCGACAAAAGAAGUUACUAGUGAUGCCAGUAUUGUGGAUAUCAAACCAAAGAAAAUUCUACGUUUCAAUCCCAAAACUGGGACCAUUGGAUCUCCUCCCCCCCAAAAAUCGGUGCCUACCAAAGAGGCGGGAAGAAAAGCCGCCUCAAAGACGAAAAUCGUCAUCAUCUGCUAUGGUGAAAACCACAAUCUACCACUGGAAAUUGGACAGAAGAUAGAGGAAAUAUUGAAUGGUCCCACCAAAAUCCCGCCAACUGCCCCAAAACAAUAUACAGCACCACCAAACGCAGAAAUGCCUCCGACAAAUAUCGCAAAACCGAAACCUGUGCAUCCACUAUUCACCGGUAAAGCUACUGGAAAGCCAUCUACAGCAAACCAGAAACCAGCAGAAGUCCCUCCAAACCAGCCCAGAGUCAGUCCUAGAAAAGCUGCUGUGACUAGUCGCAUUGGAACCCAGGCGUAUGACAGACCGCAAUCACCAACGAGGGUCAUUGCUCCUAAAUUCUCCGGUUUUGGAAACUCCACCGGCAUAUUAAAAUUCCCUGGUGCCGUAGAGCCUGCGUGGCCAUGGGAAGGAACAAAUCAUGUUCGAGGAGAGACGGGAAUUUCUAGACAGGACGCCGAGGAGACCCCCCCGUCUCUUGUUAGAAUGACUAAGAAGGGAAAAUACCAGGCGAUCGAGGUAUUAUCCACUGAGGACAUUAUCUCUCGAUUAGCGACGAGCUUAAAUGUUGCACUUGUCACAAGAGAGAUACAAGAGAUCAACCUUGAUGAGUUUCCUUCAGUACCUCAAUGCCUACGCAUUCCCAAUAAGCACUAUCAGGGGGGGACCAUGUUGCAAAAGCGCUCGCGCAAGGAACUAAGCAUGAAACCUCCUUUCACCAAAUCAACGCCAACUUUGGACGACGACGAGCUUCAACAGCCAGGUGUGACGCAGAAACAGGUGCACCCAGCAACAUCACGAGUCUUCAAGUCCAUUGCGACUUCGCUAUCUGCGUUUGAUCAGGGUAUUUGUGAAACACAAUCGUGGGUACAAAAAUAUGCACCAAAAUCUGCCUCGGAAGUGUUGCAACAGGGUCGCGAAGCAAUGAUAUUAAGAGAAUGGCUGGAAAGUUUGACGGUGAAAGCUGUGGAAACGAAAAUGGCCGAUUCCAAAUCACAAGCCACACACAACGCUGAGGGCAAUGGAAAACGAAAACGAAAAUCCAAGAAACUUGAUGGAUUUGUUGUUUCCAGUGACGAAGACUUCGACCUGGAUGAGAUUACAGAUCCAGAAGAUGACCUUGCUGGCCCUGGCGGUUCUCUGAAUGGGAAGAAAACAGUUGUCAGGCCUAUUGUUGCGGCCAAAGACUCCAAGCGACUUCCAAAUGCUGUUGUGAUAAGCGGCCCCCAUGGCUGCGGGAAGACUGCUGCUGUUUAUGCUGUUGCAAAGGAGCUUGAAUUCGAAGUUUUUGAGAUCAAUUCUGGCAGUAGACGCAGUGGGAAGGAUAUCCUGGAGAAGGUUGGCGAUAUGAGUAAAAAUCAUCUUGUCCAGCAAUCCCACAAUUCGAUUUCUGUGGACGAGGAAAACCUUCGUAUCGAUGAAGCCUUGGCUAAAGACAUAGAGAGUGGUCGCCAAGGAACCAUGAACUCGUUCUUCAAGAAAAAGGAGCCCGCUGUAUCAAAAGCCAAAGACCCCAAACCUGCGACGAAGUCGAAAAAGGCAGUCGGAAUCAAGAAGUCCGAUUUACCGACAAAGCCUCCUAUGCAACAAAAGAAGCAAUCUCUGAUUCUUAUUGAAGAGGCUGAUAUCAUCUAUGACGAAGACAAACUCUUCUGGUCUACCAUUCUCACACUUGUUGCUCAAUCCAAGCGACCCGUCAUCAUAACCUGUAAUAAUGAGUCCGCGAUACCAUUACAGUCUUUACUAUUGCAUGCGAUUAUUCGGUUCACUCCACCUCCGGUCGAUCUCGCAGUCGAUUACAUGUUGUCGGUCGCUGCUUGUGAGGGCCAUGUUGUAAAACGCGAUGCAGUCAGAGUACUAUACGAGACUCGAGGCUGUGAUCUUCGAGGUUCCUUGAUGGAGCUGAAUUUUUGGUGUCAAUUUGCUAUUGGUGAUGUUAAGGGAGGUUUGGAUUGGUCCUACCCUCGCUGGCCAAUUGGUAGUGAUGUAGAUCAGAAUGGAGAGAAGGUUCGCGUCACCAGCGAAGGGACGUACCAGAAAGGUAUGGGCUGGCUCAGCCAAGACAUAUUGGAAAGCCACUCUCACGACCUCAACGUUGAAGAGGAGAUGCUCCAUGAGGCUUGGGAUGGAUGGAAUCUAGAUGCUGGGGACUGGCAAAAAUCGAUCGAAAUCGACUCCUGGGCGAAGAAAAUGAAGGCUGAAUCAACCAGCCGAGAAAGUGAUAUCGCCGCUCUUGGCAUCUAUGUAGACUUCACAGAGGCAAUGAGUGUUGCAGAUAUAUGUUCUGGCGGGGCUUUUGGAAAUGAUAACCAGGUAUGCAUUCUCUUAUUUGUCCCUAUCUCGUACUAACAUCUAUAGAUUCUCAUCGAUAUUGAGCAACCAGUCUUGACUUCUAAGGCCCGGGAAGACUACAUUCUUGCAUAUCCCAUUGUUGAAGCUUUGCCCAAAGUUGAUUUUGGUUCGAUAACCAAAAGUGUUUCGUUACAUAUGAAAUCCAGGGCUAGGAAAAUUUUCCAAGAAGAUUCACAUAUAAGACACGGCCUUGAAGUACCCCAGGAAUUUUCUGCGCCAUCGGAAUCUGAGUUGCUGGGUCUUAUCACCAAGCAAAUAUCUGCUCCAGAGCCGCAAAUUCGCCGCAUUGAUUUCAGUCUGGCUUUUGAUCCCAUCUCGGAACCAGAAAAGGCCUACGUAUGGUCCUCAAAUAGCCUCGAAGCUUCUUCGUUCGACCGUACCAUUACCAUGAUAGCACUGGAUCUAGCCCCGUAUGUCAGAUCUAUUGUCGCCUGCGAUGCACGCCUACAACAAGAUCGUGCUCGCUUGAGCAACUUGUUGAGUGAAGGAGGCAGGCAAGGGAAGCGGAUGCGGACAACUAGAGCAGCCAUGUCAGCAUUGGAAGGGAGUACGAGAAGGACGAUUCGGAAGGAAAGGUACUUUGGAGACAAGCUGAACAAAAAUUUCGUUCUCUACACAGGGAUGGAAAGUUGGCUUGAAGCAGCUUUCCUAGAGGAGCAGGCGUCUCGGGAGACACUUGCGCCUGAUGAUGUAAGCGGUACUGGCGGAGAGGGAAGUGAGGAUGGAACGGUAGUGGAAAAUGGCCCACAGCUUGUCAAGAAAGUGAGAGGAAGUGGGGCGCGGGUGCAGUCUUCGUCUGGCAGCGAUAGAGAUGAGCUGGGCGAAAGUGUUUCGUGAUUUGCAUCAAGCAGAACUCGUGAUUUUGCUGGCUGCUUAUGCUGGAUUACAGUUGAGAAGUAUAUAGGAGUCAUUGGGCUACUUUGAGCAUCUCAUGUUGCAUACGUUUUGCAUGGUGCAUUGGGGCAGGGCGUUGAAACGAUUGCAUUGCAUUUACACUCUUUGCUAGAGCACGCACCUAGAUAGGUCAUGGCAGAAAACCUUGCCUUAAGUGAUGGAUAGAAAAAU